UGUACUUGAAGUCACAGCAGUUUCUUUUUAAGGGCUCUAUAAAUUUGAUUUAGCGGAAAUGGUGGAAAUGGAAACGGUGGGAUGGCUGCCUGUGAUUCUUUCUGUUAUUCUUGUUUUGUUGAACCUCAAAGCCUCCUUGGCCACAUUUGCUCCUGCUGAUUACUACUUAAUUGCAUGUGGUUCUCCACAAAAUGUCACCUUCCAAAGUCGAACUUUUACUCCAGACUCGCUGCAAUCUUCUUUCGAAUUGAAGGUUCAGGGAAAUAGCAUUGCUGCUACCUCCAGUUCUAGUGUCCCUUCACCAAUCUACCAGUCCGCCCGAAUUUUCACUUCUUCAGCUUCUUACAAAUUUAAAAUCCAGCAAGAGGGCCGUCACUGGGUUCGUCUCUAUUUCUAUCCUCUUCCAGAUUCUCCCCACAACCUAUCAUCUUCGACGAUUACUGUGAUUACGGACGAUUUUGUUCUAUUGAAUAACUUCACUUUCAAAAGGUAUAAUGGUUCCUAUCUGUUUAAGGAGUAUUCAAUCAAUGUGACCUCUGAUGCUUUGACUCUAACCUUCAUUCCAAUGAACAACUCAGCCACAUUUGUCAAUGGGAUUGAAGUUGUUUCUGUCCCCGAUGCAUUGAUUCCUGACCAGGCACUGAUUCUACCCCCUUCAUCCACUUUUAAUGGCCUCUCUGAUCUUUCCCUUGAAACUGUUUUCCGAUUAAAUAUGGGGGGUCCUUUGCUCACUCCACAGAAUGACACCCUUGGCAGAAUUUGGGAGAAUGACAUGAAGUACCUCCAUGUGAAUAGCUCUGCUGUGAAUGUGUCGGUUAACCCUUCUGUGAUAAGAUAUACCAUGUCUGUCACACCUGAAACUGCCCCGAAUUGGGUUUAUGCCACUGCAGAGACCAUGGGAGAUACAAAUGUUCCCAAUCAGAACUUCAACCUGACUUGGAUUUUCCCUGUGGAUCCGAAUUUCAUGUAUUUCAUUCGGCUACACUUCUGUGACAUUGUGAGCAAGUCUUUGAACAGCCUUGUGUUCAAUGCUUAUAUCAACUCUGACAUUGCCCUUCGUAGCCUGGAUCUAUCAUCCCUAACUGGAAACUUGGCAACACCUUAUUACAAAGAUUUAAUCUCCAACUCUUCUAUGGACUCAAAUACUUUAACUGUUAGUGUUGGCCCGGACACAGUAGCAGACAUAACUGAUGCAAUUUUGAAUGGAUUGGAGAUAAUGAAGAUCAGCAAUGAUGCAAGAAGCUUGGAUGGGUUGAUUUCCGUUGAGGGUCUAUUGCCCAAGUCCUCUAAGAAAAGCAUGAUAGGAAUUCUAAUUGGAUCAGCUCUGGGAACUUUGGCUGCUGUGGGUUUGAUAGCUUUUUGUUAUUGCUGCUUGAUAGCCCGUAGGUCGAAGACCACUCACCAAGGACAUCCUCGGCUGCCAUUACCCGUACACGGGAAUUCGCAAACCAUGACAAAAGCCUCCACAACCUCUCAGAAGAGUGGAACAGCAAGCUGCAUAUCAUUAGCCUCAUCAAACCUCGGCCGGUUCUUUAUGUUCCAAGAGAUCAUGGAUGCAACCAAUAGGUUUGAUGAGAGCUUGCUUCUUGGGGUGGGUGGGUUUGGUAAAGUCUACAAAGGGACACUUGAAGAUGGGACCAAGGUGGCUGUCAAGAGAGGGAACCCAAGAUCCGAGCAAGGUCUUGCAGAGUUUAGGACUGAAAUCGAGAUGUUAUCCAAGCUUCGACAUCGCCACCUUGUCUCUUUGAUUGGCUACUGUGAUGAACGUUCAGAAAUGAUACUGGUUUAUGAGUACAUGGCAAAUGGACCCCUACGAAGCCAUCUAUAUGGGACAGACCUCCCAUCUCUCUCAUGGAAGCAAAGGCUUGAGAUUUGCAUUGGAGCUGCUAGGGGGCUGCAUUAUCUCCACACUGGUUCAGCUCAAAUCAUAAUUCACAGAGAUGUGAAGACCACAAACAUUCUAUUAGAUGAAAACUUUGUUGCCAAAGUUGCUGAUUUUGGCCUUUCAAAGACAGGUCCUGCUCUGGAUCAGACCCAUGUGAGCACUGCUGUUAAGGGUAGUUUUGGAUAUCUUGACCCCGAGUACUUCAGAAGACAACAGCUUACAGAGAAGUCAGAUGUGUAUUCAUUUGGGGUUGUUCUGAUGGAAGUCCUCUGCGGCAGACCUGCUCUCGACCCUGCACUACCAAGAGAACAGGUUAACAUAGCAGAGUGGGCAAUGAGCCAGCAGAAGAAAGGCAUGUUGGACCAGAUCAUAGACCCAACUUUGGUAAGGAUGGUGAAUGGAGCAUCUCUCAAGAAGUUUGGCGAGAUGGCUGAGAAGUGUUUAGCAGAGCAUGGGGUUGACAGGCCUUCAAUGGGAGAUGUCUUGUGGAAUCUUGAGUAUGCUCUUCAGCUUGAGGAAACUUCAUUGGAACUUACAGAGCCAGAAGAUAAUAGCACAAACCACAUCACUGGUAUUCCAAUGACACCGCUUGAUCCUUUUGAUCACAGUGUAAGUAUGAUUGAUGGGGUGAUAUCGGAAACUGAUGAUUAUCACCAGGAAGAUGCUGCCACCAGUGCUGUUUUUUCCCAACUAGUAAACCCUAGGGGAAGAUGAGAAUGAAGUGAAAGGCUCCAAUCUUGGUUGAUCUUGGCCAUGGGACUGCUAAAACAAGAAUUGGUCCUCGUGUUUUGGUUUGUAAU
Molecule: messenger RNA, 2685 nt
Organism: Telopea speciosissima
Lineage: Eukaryota; Viridiplantae; Streptophyta; Magnoliopsida; Proteales; Proteaceae
Product: receptor-like protein kinase THESEUS 1
Exons: 2
Coding region: 59-2599 (846 amino acids)
Biological process (GO): protein autophosphorylation
Cellular component (GO): plasma membrane; plasmodesma
Molecular function (GO): transmembrane receptor protein tyrosine kinase activity; ATP binding
Source: RefSeq, a predicted model, not a curated record